Molecule: messenger RNA, 378 nt
Organism: Pseudovirgaria hyperparasitica
Lineage: Eukaryota; Fungi; Ascomycota; Dothideomycetes; Acrospermales; Acrospermaceae
Product: plant expansin
Exons: 1
Source: RefSeq, a predicted model, not a curated record
UCCACCCUCCACACCGGCGAUCUCACAUACUACGACCCCGGUCUCGGCGCCUGCGGCAUCACCUCCGCCCCCACCGAUCCCAUCGUCGCCAUCUCCCACGAUCUAUUCGACGCCUACAUGCCCGUCGGCGCAUCCAAUCCAAACCUAAACCCACUAUGUGGGCGCGAGAUUGAGAUUUUCAGGAAUCCAGCUGGUGGUGUUGCUGCCGGGGUUGCUGAUGGGAAUCCUGACGGGGGUGUCAAGACUAUGAUUGUCAAGGUGGUGGAUCGCUGCACGGGUUGUGCGCCGACGGAUCUGGAUGUGCCGAAGAUGGUGCAUGAGUUUUUUGUUGCGGAUUCGACGUUUGAGGGCCGUGUGGAGGAUAUGCAGUGGCGGUGG